GUGAUGAUUCAAUGAAAUGGUGUUGGUGGUUAACAGAUUGAGCCGGUUACAAGUUGCUUUUGUGGACAGAUUGGAGAAGUGUUACACAAAGAUGAAUCAACUGAGAAAACUACAUAAAGCUGAAAUCAUCUCCAAUGGGUUAAAACUUUCUUUAUUUUCAAUUUCCUCAACUAGAAAGAAACUAGCUAAACAACAAUUCACUCAUCCUAUUUGAAAAGAUGAGAAAGAAGAAACGCAAAAAAGACAACACAAAGACUCAACAUUCCCAAAUCCAAACCAAUCACCUCCACCACCAAUCUCAAGAUACUGCUUCUUAUCACCAAGUUUCCAAUUUUGAAGAACAAGACAACCCAAACAGUGCUGAUAAAAGGCUGAAUAAUAUCAACUGGCCGGAGUCUAUUCAAAUAAAUGAUUUCGACUCAUUUGAUGCUGGCAUGAUUAAUGAAUAUCCAGACACUAGUUUUUUUGAAAUUAAAUUGGUCAAUUCUUCUAAUAAAGAUGUGAUAAAUUUGAAAAUGGUAUCUAUUGUUAUUGAUGGUUUUCAACAUUUUGUGGUGUUACCAAAGCCACUAUUCAUCAUGUUUGAUCCAGGAGGUAAUGAAAAUUUAAACUCAUUUUCAGUAAAGCUCCAUAAUUUAGCUGGUCAAGUAAUUUCAGAAAUGUUCAAUGAAGGUUUAAAUUCCACCAAGGGUUCUCUUGCAUUUCAAAUUGUAUUAAAGACAGUUAAUUGUUAUACUUUAAGGUUGAAGAUAAGUUAUUGGGUUUGGGAUGAUGAAAAGCUUCCAUUAUACCCCUUCAUUCUUUCAGAAAAUUUUUUGAUGGUGAAGACUAAAGGUAUUAGGUAUUUUCUGUCCUAUUAUUGGGAAUCUUUUCUAGAUGCUGAAAUGUUCCCAUUAUACCACUUUAUUCUUUCAGUUAAUUCCUUGGUGGUGAAGACUAAAGGUUUUAGGUAUUUUCUGUCCUAUUAUUGGGAAGCUUUUCUAAAUGCUGAAAAGUAUUUUUUGUUGAGUUCUUAGUUGUGCUGGCAUUGGGAUCCACUUCACAUUAAAAUUUAAGAAAAUGUGUGGAACCAUUGAAGUAGCUUUUGAAAGCUUUUAUCCCAUUGUCUUUUUUUGGUCUUGUGUUCUCUGGCCCCGGAAACUAUACAAUGAUGAUGAUGAAUCUGGCCGGAAAGAAAUCAUCAUUGCACAAGGGUGAGGGUGAGAUGUUUUUAUAGCACAAUCCCUAUUUUG
Messenger RNA from Hansenula anomala, 1232 nucleotides. RefSeq lists its product as uncharacterized. Lineage: Eukaryota; Fungi; Ascomycota; Saccharomycetes; Phaffomycetales; Wickerhamomycetaceae. The record is from RefSeq and is a predicted model, not a curated record. The transcript has a single exon. The coding region runs from base 219 to 1016 and encodes 265 amino acids.